Messenger RNA from Trypanosoma theileri, 4992 nucleotides. RefSeq lists its product as uncharacterized. Lineage: Eukaryota; Euglenozoa; Kinetoplastea; Trypanosomatida; Trypanosomatidae. The transcript has a single exon. The record is from RefSeq and is a predicted model, not a curated record. Bases 1 to 4992 code for a protein of 1663 amino acids. Gene Ontology annotation, biological process: exocytosis; Golgi to plasma membrane transport. Gene Ontology annotation, cellular component: exocyst.
AUGGCUUGGCGGUACGGGUCUGGAACUGGUAAUAGUGCCCCAAACACAAAUACCGGUAAUACAUUUACAUUUGGCACGAACCAGAACAGUUUAGCAGGACACGCGGCUACGGGGAGUGGUAUAUUUAGUAAUACUCCAAACGCCAUUUUUAAUGCAGGGGCAUUUUUACGUAGUAAUGCUGCUCCUGUUCUGGAUCCCAAACAACGAGAGGAAGCGGAAGGGGAGGAUGAGACAGAGUUUAACGAUGAAGUGAGUUCAAGUAGACGAGGUAGUACCAGUGUGUUGGAACACUCAAAAGGUACUAUUAAUAAUCAUAUGGUGGAAUCUUCACAGGGUCAACCUGUUUUUGGUCGUGCUAAUACUUCAAUAAAACCAUUAGGUGGUGCUUUCUUGCGUAAUAUAGCUCAACAAGGUAAUGCUUCUGAUACUACGAAUAGUACAAAUAAAACAUCAUGGGGGAAGAGUGUGUCGAAUAUUCAACCACGAAAACUUUUUGAGCGUUCAGUACUACCAACAGAUGCUGCAGAAUAUGAGGAUGAUUAUUAUGAGGAAGAUGGUGAAGAAGGAGAUCGUGAAUUUCUUCGAAACACCAAAGCAUUAUUUGCAGAGGUAGAUGCUGAUCUUCUCUCUGAUUCCUUUAUACCAUAUGAACAUGUUUUACAAAUUAUUUCUUCUGAUGAUGGAACAGAAGCUACUGCUGGUGAUAUUGAUGAUCGACUUUUGCCAUACUAUGAAUUACAAGAAGAAUUAGAUGAUUUAUUAGGAAAGUAUAUAGAAGUUCAUCAUGAUGAAUUUAAUGAAGCUAUUUCAGGAUUUUCUGAAUUAAUAUUGGCCGUUUCUGGUAGUGAUGAGAUGUUAGCACGUUUAAAACAGCAAUUAAUUAUGGCAACAGCAUCUCUUCAUAAUCGUUCGGAACAAUUACAAGUUUUGCGAAUGCGAGCUGCAAAGGCUCUUCUUAUGACUGAAUCACUUAAAGGUCUGGAAUCUUCUCUUUCAUGUGAAUCAGCAGUAAAACAGUUAAUUGCGACACAUCACUAUCUUGCAGCUCUUCGUUUAUUGAAGAAACAUAAAGAACGUUUAGAGAUGCCAGAGUUUACUGAUAUUCGUGCUACACAGACGUUGCGAGAUUAUGUAAAUGGAACAUUAGAAACCCUUCAUAAUACUAUUAUUGAUGAUUUAAUGAGUACUGUCUUUCGUCAGGGAAAAUUAAAUGAGGCGGAUGCUCAGUUAGUAGAUCGCAUGUUAGCAGAUGGUGCAUCUGAAAAACCAUCUGGUACAAUGGAUAAUCUUGAAAGAAUGUGUGAAGAAGCACAAAUGCGGGGAAGUGAUAUGGAUAAAUCUAUUGUAACAUUUUCUGGUUUUCUGGGUGAUAUUCACGAUGAUCCUACUGAUGAAGAUAUGAUACGAAAUUACCUACGCUUUAUUCCACUAUGUGUUCGAGCAUUAAAGGAACUUGAUAAAUUAGAUCUCUGUUAUGAAGCCUUUUUCUCUCAUGCGGCAUCUAAUAUUGAACAAACCAUUUCUCACUUCUUACGUCUCUACGGUGUUUGGCGUAGACGAGCCCUCAGCGCUAAUAGUGUCGCUGGAUGUUCAGAUGCCUCCACUGUUCGGGCCACUCGCGUACAGGGAAGAGAACGCGCCUCUACCAUUAUUUCUACUGAUGAGGCAGCGGCCGUCAUUCAAGCACCAGAACUGCGAGCCAUGUUGAAUGCUCUCUUUGCAGAGAUGGGGAAAGUUGUACGUAAUGCAGAUUAUCUUAUUAGAGUUAUUCUCACCAUACACUUUCCUUUUCUUGCCUCUUUUGUGAUUCAACCAGGAGGGUUUGAUCCAGAGCAAUCCUAUGAAAAUUGGGAUAUCUUACAUGCACCUAUUCGUGAUCUAAAGGAUUUUCAUGAAAUGGUUGCAUCUGCUUUUUCAACAGCACUUUCAAUGCGUGAAGGACUUCAACGACAUGUAGGGGAUGAAAGCCAGCAAAGUAUUGAUGAUGAUGAUAAUACAGAUAUAGUUUCACUAAAACGAUUAAUGGUAAAAUUUGAUGUAGAUGGUACAUUUGAAAAAUUUGAAUCAUCUGGAAAGGCUGUAUGUUUCCAAGAUGUACGUAAUGCUAUUAAUGUGGCAGGAGAAGCCGUAAAACACGAUUUCCCUGAAGAAGGAGAAGAGUUAGGAGCGUGUUGUUCUGAAGUGGAUAGUCUUAUAUUAUCUUCAUUACUACAGUAUUUCCGUCAUAAUGUAAAGGAAAUGUAUGAACAAUGGGAUCUGCGUGUUCUCUCUUCACAAGUUAGUUAUUAUAUUGAACUUAUCUUUCAUGUACUCUGUGAUGCCAAGGAGGUGGAGGAGGAUACCAGUGAUGAGAUUGCCCUUAAGGCAUUUCUCAAACAUCGCAAUCUUGUACGUCGUGUACAGAGAACAGCAGAAAUGAUGAAUAGUGGAAAUGUUGAAUCAUUCCCUUCACUUGAAAAGAUGUUAUCCGCUCAGGACGCAUCUGGAAUGCUUACAGUAGUGGAACAAACUGGACGUGUUUCUUUUAGUCUUGUGGCGGCUGUUAAAUGUGCACAACGAGACUUGCGAAGGUUUAAUGAAGGACAAGUACGUCAAUACGGUGGAGAUCCUGCUCUUGCAAUGGGAGAAGGAAAUAUUAAUAUAAAGAGUGGAGAUAACCGUGGUGGAUUACUCGUUUUAAAACAAGCAGGAACAUUAAAGAAUUGGUUUGUGUUAACACCAAUGAAUCUUUUAACGUGUUAUGAGUGUACCCGUCGUUUUUUUCAAUCUUGUAGUGAACGUGUCCCUCGUCUUUCGAAUGCUUUUCAGAAUGAAUUAAGAGAAUUUUUUCGUCACUUUCUACAAACAACUUAUAUACCUACAUUGUUUAUGUUUCAUGCCCAACAAUUACGGCAGUUGUGUGCGGGCGUCUCGGAAGGUGAUGGUUUAAUGGGAAGUGAAACUGUUUCUACUGGAGAGAGAGAUAAAACAACAUCCACGUGGUCUUCGGAACAGGCAACAUCGAUAGAACCACUUGUACACCACCAAAAGGGACAACAAAGUGGAAUUAAAUGGCCAACCGUUGAUGUUCGUCAAAGCAAUGGUACAACAAACAUUGGUAAAAACACCACCACUAAUAAUAAUAAUAAUAAUAAUAAUAAUAAUAAUAAUAAUAAUAAUAAUAAUAAUAUUGAUACUAAUAGUAAUAAUACUAAUACUAGUUAUCCCGUUUUGGCAUGCGUAUACUACGUUGGUCAAGUGCUUUAUAAGGUAUCUAGAAUAUGCCGUCUAUUCCCUGAUGUCCUUGCAGAAGGAAUUCAACAAAAUAUUGCAGAAACUCUUUUGACUGAACUUACUAUGUUUUUAAAAAAGAAACAACAUUUAAUUACACAAGGAUCGUUACACCAUCGUUUACUCUCUGCGAAUUUUGAAGAUGCAUUUUAUGAUAAUCCCGAUGCACGAUGGAAAGCACUAAGUGAUGAAACACAAUUACAUAGUGCUCAUAGUGCUGUUGAUGCUGAUAUUUUUCAAUACUACGCAUAUAAUAAUGAGCAACGCACAAGUGGUCAUCAAUAUAUUCGUACGACUCCAAGUAAUAUACAUGAGAUUUUUGGUGUAGCCGGGGGUGAGAGUACUACUGGAAGUGUUGAUAAGACUAUUCUGGAACCAUCUAUUGGUUCCAGUUCCGCAGCAGAAUUAGCACUGAAAGGAGAUAGUAUUAUUGUAGCACUUGCCAUUUUGUGUCAUUCUAUGGAAUGGCUGUGUGAUGUUGCCCUUUCCACACUUGGCCCAGAUGAUUGGCAAUUGGAAGAUAGCAGUAAGAGUCUUGUGCCUGGCACGGUGUUUUUUCAGCGAUAUGCACAAUGGUCUGAAUCUCCAGCAGCGGCUGCGGCGUUAGCAAUGACAACGGGAACGGGGGAUACAGCACGUUGGGUUCGUUUGAGUGGUAUUCUUAAACAAAUGUAUUCCCUUUCACAAGUGUGUCUCUUUUCUCUCUCUAUUGAGGCUCGAUUUGUUGCUUUUCAGUUUAUUCCACAAUUACGUGAUGAGUCCUAUAAUAUUGUGGCUACUGCAUCUUCUGCAGAUACAUUUAUUCAGGCAUACAAUCGUCGCAUCACGAGUUUUUUUGCACUUUUAAAAUUACACUUGUCGGAAAAUAAACUAAAAUAUAUAGGAAUUACGAUUGCGAAACCAUUAAGUGAUCUUAUAAUGGUAGAACUUUCUCAUUUGCGUGACAAAUCCAUUUCCCCUGCAGGACUCGCCCGACUGAAUGUGAAUUUACUUUCAAUAGAGACUGCACUCUUAUUACUCUUACCGAUUGAUGAUGAAGUGCGAGUGGCGGUGAAACAGCAGUUAAAGCGUCCCGCUACAUUUUUAAAGUAUUUGCCAAAUAAAGAUGUUACGAAUGAUCUCAUGACUAGUGGAGAUUAUAGACAGUUUUCCACUGAAGAAAUGGAAGAACUCUUAAGACUUGUUUUUCGCCAAGAGAAGAAUCAAGAAAUUGUGACACAACAGAUUGAACUAUUACAUGAAAAGCUGCGAAGUGUAGUUUCUACACUCGCCGCCGCUCAACGGCCAGCCUUAAAUGCGAUAACUCCUUCACAAUCAUUAUCAUUAACAUCCGUGCCACCUGUUGCAGGAAAACGAGAGCAGAAACCACAGGAAAAACAACCACCGAAAGUACAAGAAAAGGUACAACAAAAGGAAGAAGAAGAAGAGGAAGAGGAAGAAGAAUCAGAAGAAGAAGAAGAAUCGGAGGACAAUGAUGGUGAUGCUGAUAAGAUUGUACCGAAGACAGUGGAACGAGAAGGACCGCGAUAUGUGGAUCCUAACAGUGCCAUGGCUUCACCUCGUGGGCCGGCAGCAGCACAGGGUGCGAAACAAGGAGAGAUGCGGGGUCAAGUGCCUCAACACUCAAAGAACGAGUCGGAAGAGGAGGAAGAGGAAGAGGAAGAGGAGGAAGAAGAAGAAGAAGAGGAAGAAGAAGAAGUUGGUGAUUUUUCGCGUCACUAG